AUGGACCCCGAGCAGGCGUCGCUGUUCUUCGUGCCCUUCUACGUGUCGCGCUACCUCUUCUCAUUCUUCCACAAUAGUCAGAAGAACAUGCGGCAGUGUAUUGAGAAAAGCUCACGGGCGUGGACGAAAGUCCUGACAGCUGUGCGCACCACCUUCCCCUACUUCAACCGCACCAACGGCCGAGAUCACUUUGGCAUCCUGACACUUGAUCACGGCCGUUGCCACUCGCUGACGUUUGUGGAUCCACGGCUGGUGGGCGAGAUGUUCUUUGUCACGUACAAUGGAGACAAGCUCGUGCGCAGUGACCAUGCCGGCAGCGACCCCAGCAUGCAGCUCCUAUCAUACCAGUACGGCGCACCAGCCGACCCCACCAUCCCCUCCAUCCCAUGCUACAUGGCGGAUCGGGACAUCCCCGUGCCCGUGAUCGUGCGCGCCCAGGUGCCGUUCGUUUCUCCCUUUGCCACGCCGCGCAAGUGGACGGCUAUUUUCCGCUUCGUGGCGUCGCCCCACAAGCAUGUGCUGCUGGACACCCGCAGCAGAAUCAUUCAGACGACCAUGACUUUCCACCAUAUCACAUACUCCCCUCUCUCCCCCCCUCUCCUCCCCCUCUCCUCCCCCUCUCCUCCCCCUCUCCUCCCCCUCUCCUCCCCCUCUCCUCCCCCUCUCCUUCCUCUCCUCCCCCUCUCCUUCCUCUCCUCCCCCUCUCCUUCCUCUCCUCCGCCUCCCCCUCUAACCACUCAUCCGACAGCCAAGGCAGACAUGGCAGCGAUGGGGGACUUGUUUCUAAAGAACGAGAGGACGGCCCAUGACUGGCAGCAGCACACACACUCUCCUCUCCUCCCCCUCUCCUCCCCCUCCCCUCUUUCCUUCGCUCCUCUCCUUCCCAGUCAGCCAAGACGGACAUGGCACCGGGGUGUGACAUGCUUGCAAAGAGCGAGGAGAAUGACUGGGACCAACACACACGCUCUCCUCCGCUCUCCCUCUCCUCUCCACUCCCUCUCCUCUCCACUCCCUCUCCUCUCCACUCCCUCUCCUCUCCACUCCCUCUCCUCUCCACUCCCUCUUCUCUCCACUCCCUCUCCUCUCCACUCCCUCUUCUCUCCACUCCCUCUCCUCUCCACUCCCUCUCCUCUCAUCACCCCCCUCUCUCCAUGCAUCCCAGGCAGCCAUGGCGGACAUGGCACCGGGAUGGGACAUGUUUCCAAAGAGUGA
This is a messenger RNA of Closterium sp. Yama58-4, 1212 nucleotides long. NCBI's taxonomy places the organism in Eukaryota, Viridiplantae, Streptophyta, Zygnematophyceae, Desmidiales, Closteriaceae. The record is from the annotation of a GenBank genome assembly.